GGACAGCCAUGAUGUCCGCCUCCUCCUCUUCCUCCUUCUGUUAAAAACCACCAGGAUGAAGCGAUUUUCCCUUCCGCUGAUCCGAACUCUGUAACGGACACGGAACGCCGCCGAACCGGACCGGAUCAGUUCGGUUCCGGUUCCGUUCAGACCGCCUCGGUGACGCUGAGGCUUGUUUACGUGCGAUCUGGAUGGAGGUCCAGAUUCCCAGAAGGAAGAACCACAUCAGGAAGUGAUGCAGAGCAUGUAAGAUUCGUUCGAUUCGGUUCGGUUCUACUGGUUCGGUAGCAGGUCCGGUGUGAACGGUAGAGUCGGUAUUUUUCCACGCGGGGCCCCAGGUUGGUGAUGAAGAUGGAGGCUGCAGCUGAUUCUCAGAAAACGAUCAGAACCGUCAUGUUGGAUCAUCCAGGUGUUCUAAGCUGCAUCCAGAGGCACCAAGCAACAGAUUUAAGCUCAUCUCCAAUGCUGCUGUACAGCAAUGGUUUAUGCUCAGUCAACAAACAGAGUUGGUGUAAAUCCCUCCCUCCAUUCUCCAGUCCUCAUGUAUCAGAUGUCAUUUAACUACUCCAAGAGAGAAAACUCGACUGUCCUGGCCACCUUACCCACCACUCCGCUCUACAGCCUCGAGGGCUCGACCUUCAGCCAGCCCAACACCUCUGCCUCCAGUGAGCUGACCCAAGGAGAGGUCGCUGUCCUGGGCCUGGUCUUUGGCGUCCUCUGGCUGGUCUCCAUCCUGGGAAAUGCUCUGGUUUGCCUGGUCAUCCACAGGAGCCGACGGACUCAGUCCACAACCAACUACUUUGUUGUGUCGAUGGCUUGUGCAGACCUGCUCAUGAGCCUCGGCUGGGCUCCGUUUGUCCUUCUGCAGGUCACCGCAGGACAAUGGCCGCUGAGCGCUGCUGCCUGUAAGAUUGUACGUUACCUGCAGCACUUGUGUCCCGGUGUUCAGGUUUAUGUUUUGCUUUCCAUCUCUGUGGACCGUUUCUAUACCAUUGUCUAUCCCCUCAGCUUCAAAGUGUCCAGAGAGAAGGCAAAGAAGAUGAUUCUGGCCUCAUGGUUGUUUGAUGCCGCCUUUAUCUCCCCCUGUUUCUUCUUUUAUGGAUCCACAGACAGUCAUUGUGACUUUUUCCUCCCAGACAGUUGGGGCAGCAUAACCUUUGCUGCAUUUCACCUUCUGAUAGGAUUUGUGGUCCCGGUUGGACUCAUAGUAGCUUUCUACCAGCGGGUGGUCCGCUACGUUUGGAGGAUCGGAGCCGACGGCCUUACGGUGCGUCGGACUAUGAACAUUGUCCCGCGGACUAAAGUUAAGACCAUCAAGAUGUUCCUCAUGCUAAACUCUGUUUUCUUCUUCACCUGGACACCCUUCUAUGUGGCCCAGCUGUGGCACCCUAAGGAGGCACAAGUACCUGGUAGGCAGGAACUGUUGUUCUUCACAGCCAUUUCCUGGAUCUGCUUCAGCUCCACGGCGUCCAAACCUACCCUGUACUCCGUGUACAAUGCAAACUUCAGGCGCGGCAUGCGGGAGACCUUUUGCAUGUCGUCCAUGAAGUGCUACCGCAGUAAUGCUUACACAAUCACCGCCAGCUCCCGGAUGGCCAAGAAGAACUACGUUGGGGUGAUUGAGAUCCCAGUCCAAGCAAAGACCAUCACCAAGGACUCUGUGUAUGAUGCAUUUGAUCGGAAUACUAAGGAAAAAAAGGUAGCUUGGCCCACCAACACCAAUCCCCCCAACACCUUUGUAUGAGCUACUUGGGACAGUUGGAACCAACCCAAGAGCCAUGUUGGCCAGUGGACCGACUCAGACUCCCAGAAUGUGUUUCUUUGUGUGUAAAGGGCUACUUUAUGAUGGUCCAUCCCUUCUGGUUGCCAUGGUUUCCAACGCGGUGUCUCAAACAUGUUUUCUUGUUGGGUCAUCUACACAGCCAGUGGACAUUCUCAACAAGUGCUUCUGUAAUCUGUGUGCUAGAAGCUAAUGUUUGUAAAAACUGGUCCUACUGCUACCAUCAUGUGCUUUGUUGCUUUAUUAGAUGCUAAAAGAGCCAGAACCUCUGGUUACCUCAUUACCUGGACCAAAGGAGGAAGAUUUUUUAUUUUGUCCCAGAGGCUGGGAUAUAUGGAUAUAGUGUGUUCUGUAGGUGGCGCUGUAGGCUAUAUUUAGCUGUUACUAACAGGAAGUAGAAGCAGAGGAACUGGGAGGGGGGCCUCCAGGAAAUAUUUCCGAGCCUGGUCCAGGUAAACAUUGUGAAAAUGUGCAGUAAUAUAAACAUCUGCUGAUUAAAUAAAAA
This is a messenger RNA of Cyprinodon variegatus (sheepshead minnow), 2285 nucleotides long. RefSeq names its product G protein-coupled receptor 19 (gene gpr19). The record is from RefSeq and is a predicted model, not a curated record. NCBI's taxonomy places the organism in Eukaryota, Metazoa, Chordata, Actinopteri, Cyprinodontiformes, Cyprinodontidae. Gene Ontology annotation, biological process: G protein-coupled receptor signaling pathway. Gene Ontology annotation, cellular component: plasma membrane. The transcript is spliced from 2 exons. Gene Ontology annotation, molecular function: G protein-coupled receptor activity. Bases 479 to 1744 code for a protein of 421 amino acids.